This is a messenger RNA of Pochonia chlamydosporia 170, 612 nucleotides long. RefSeq names its product Nascent polypeptide-associated complex NAC. Gene Ontology annotation, cellular component: nascent polypeptide-associated complex; cytoplasm. The transcript has 3 exons. Lineage: Eukaryota; Fungi; Ascomycota; Sordariomycetes; Hypocreales; Clavicipitaceae. The coding region runs from base 1 to 612 and encodes 203 amino acids. Gene Ontology annotation, biological process: protein targeting to membrane. The record is from RefSeq and is a predicted model, not a curated record.
AUGGCCAACCCCAGAAUCGAGGAGCUCCCCGACGAGGAGACUCAGAGACCUACCGUUGAGGAGCAGGAGGACAGCAGCGACGAGUCCGAUGCUGAGGAUGGUGAGGCCAAUUUGCCCGCCGGUUCUACCGCUGUGAUCCACAACCGCAACGAGAAGAAGGCUCGCAAGGCCAUUGAGAAGUUGCACCUCACUCGCGUUCCUGGCAUCACUCGUGUCACUCUGCGCCGCCCCAAGAACAUCCUGUUCGUCAUCAACAACCCCGAGGUCUACAAGUCUCCCAACAGCAACACCUACAUUGUUUUCGGCGAGGCCAAGAUCGAGGAUGUCAACGCCACCGCUCAGCAAGCUGCCGCCGCUCAGAUGGCCGCUGCUAAUGCCGAGGCCGAGCACGCUGGUCACAACCACGGCGAGUCCAGCAAGGCUGUUGAGUCUGGUGAUGCCAAGAAAGACGACGAUGAUGACGAUGGCGAGGAGGUUGAUGCCGAAGGUCUCGAGGAUAAGGACAUUGAGCUUGUCAUGACCCAGGCCAACGUCAGUCGCAAGAAGGCCAUAAAGGCACUGAAAGAAAAUGACAAUGAUAUUGUCAAUUCGAUCAUGGCUUUGAGUAUCUAA